GUCUCCCAUUGCUCCUGUACGUUCAUUCUCAUUCUUCCUUCAGUACGAGACGACAAACCGAACCCUUUAUUCAACACACUUAUACCUUUUCUCGACCUGUAUGGUCUUUCAACAACCGGUCGAAUACACUUCCAAAAUGUCGGCAAAUAGCAAAUACGUAUCCAAACUUGUCGGGACACGUGUUCUCAUCAUCGGAGGCACUGCUGGUAUCGGCUUAGCAGUCGCUGAAGCUAGUGUGGAACUUGGCGCCGCUACCAUUGUCAUCUCGAGCUCGAACGCCGAUCGAAUCAACGCGGCAGUAUCGCACUUGCGGAAGUCCUAUCCAACAACAAGUUGCAGCAUCUUGGGCUUUCCAUGCGACCUGAAGCAAGAGGAGCUACUCGAGCCCAAUAUCGCGGCUCUUUUCGACGCUUCGACCUCGAACGGAAGUGAGAAACUCGACCACAUCGUCUUUACUGCAGGCGAUGACCCCAUUCCGAGACCCAUAUCCGAGAUAGAUUUCAACUUCAUUAAAGAAGCCGGGCUGGUACGGUUUUUCGCUCCUCUGUUGAUAGCAAAAUAUGCCGCAAAGCAUAUUGCGCCAGGGGCCACGUCUAGUUUCACGUUGACGUCCGGCAUUAGUGCGUAUAGGCCAUACCCGAAUUGGAAUGCAAUUGGUGCAUACACCUCGUCUUCAGAGGGUAUGACGAGAAGUCUAGCGGUGGAGUUAAAGCCGCUGCGUGUUAACCUCGUUUGCCUUGGCCCAGUUGACACAGAUCUAAUGACCCGCUUCUAUCCUAAGCCUGACGAGCGUAAGGCAGUUCUAGAUGCUAUCUCUCAGAAGGUUGUGACAGGAGCGGUAGGAAAAGCUGAAGAUGUUGCAGAGGCAUUCUUGUACUGUAUGAAGGACCAUAAUUUGUCAGGUUCUGUGAUACACUCUAAUGCAGGAAUGCUGAUGGUUUGAAAAGCAGGUGUAUUGUAUGAAAUUAGACAUCAGCACUAUUAUCUAGACAAACACUGUGCGACAGUCACUGCAAUUUAAGCCAAACAUAUUUAUCUGUUAAGUCUUUGGUUACUGCUUAAGGUAUACGCUUUUUGGUAAAGAUCAACA
Molecule: messenger RNA, 1090 nt
Organism: Ilyonectria robusta
Lineage: Eukaryota; Fungi; Ascomycota; Sordariomycetes; Hypocreales; Nectriaceae
Exons: 1
Coding region: 101-943 (280 amino acids)
Molecular function (GO): oxidoreductase activity
Source: RefSeq, a predicted model, not a curated record